UUGUAGGUCAACAGUUUUGAGCUUUGAGCACGCGCUGCGAAAGCAGAUCUGGAUUGGGACUACGUGCCACUGUUAUCUGCAUCUUUGACCAUGGACCUUGGUUUUGGAAAUUCAAAUCAAGUCGUUGGUGGAACAGCGGCCAAGGUGAUCCUACAAACGACAAAGGCCCAAGAGCAGGCGGUACAGCAGGAGAUCGACCGCUACGAUGCUUUGUUGCAAGACGAUGAUGCACUCGAAGACCUCCGUGCAAAGCGCCUUCAUCAGAUGAAGAAAGCUCAAGAGCAGCGUCAAAAAUGGCAGGCAGCGGGGCACGGAACCUACACUGAAUUGGGGGCCGGGCAUGACUCGCGCGACGUAGGUCGUGAUUUCUUUGAAGCCUCGAAGCAGUCAGAGCGUCUCGUUGUGCACUUUUACAGGCCUUCAACGCGCUUGUGUGACAUUUUUCACGCUCAUCUUGCAAAACUAGCGCCCAGACGUAUGGAAACCAGAUUUGUAAAAGUCAACGUGGAAAACUGUGAUAAGGAAGGCGGAGGAGCAUCCUUCCUUGUGGAACGUUUGGGUAUUGUCGUCAUGCCAACUAUCGUUAUUGUAAAAGACCGCAAAGCGGUUCACCACAUUCGAGGAUUUGACGAGCUUGGAGGAACGGAUGACUUUUCCACCUCUGCUCUGGAAUAUGUUCUC
This is a messenger RNA of Phaeodactylum tricornutum CCAP 1055/1, 681 nucleotides long. RefSeq lists its product with no specific name. Gene Ontology annotation, biological process: microtubule cytoskeleton organization. The transcript has a single exon. The record is from RefSeq and is a predicted model, not a curated record. The annotation marks the transcript as partial. NCBI's taxonomy places the organism in Eukaryota, Bacillariophyta, Bacillariophyceae, Surirellales, Neidiaceae. Gene Ontology annotation, cellular component: cytoplasm.